AUGGGAUCUAGGUCCUUAAGGCACAUGAUACUCAGUCAAAGGCCACCGACGAGUUCUUUAGUGAAUAGAUCUAAAGUUUUUGGCAGAGACGAAGAUAUGUGGAAGAUUAUUCGAUUGUUGCAAAGUCGUCCUAGUAACAAUGAUAAUAAUUUCUCGGUGCUGCCCAUUGUCGGCAUAGGUGGAGUUGGAAAGACAACCCUUGCUCAAUUUGUCUAUAACCAUGAGAUUAUCCAGAAACAUUUUAAUCUGAAAGCUUGGGUCUGUGUUUCCGAAGAUUAUGAUGUGGUCAAGUUAACUCAAAAAAUUCUGGAGUCAAUCCCUGGGUCAACCCUUCCUUCUAAUUCACUAGAUGCAUUACAGGUUAAACUCAAAGAAACAUUGACUAACAAAAGAUUUUUAUUUGUUUUGGAUGGCAUGUGGAACGAGAUCGAUGAUGACAUGUGGAACGAGAUCUACGAGAGAUGGGAUGCUUUAAGGAUCCCUUUCACAUUUGGUAAGCCAGGGAGCAAGAUAUUAGUUACAACACGAAACAAAGGUGUAGCAUCAAUCCUACGCACUGAUCAUUGCCAUUACCAUGAUCUAAAAGGUUUGUCAGACAAGGAUUGUUUGGAAAUCUUUAGAAGGCAUGCUUUCAUGGAUGAGAAUUCAUCUUAUGCCAAUGAAAAGUUGAAAGUAUUUGGAGAAAAAAUUUUAAAUAAGAGUAAGGGUUUACCUUUGGUUGUAAAGAUAUUUGCUGGCGUCUUGCGAGUUAAAACGGAGAACAGUGAAUGGAAAGAUACUUUGGAGAAACAGGUAGAACCCAAUAUUAAUCUUGUCACUCAUAAUUCAGAAAAUGGUUCUACUGUUUCACAAAACACAUCCUUCAAUAAAUUUGUGCAUGGUGUUGAUCCCCAAAUUCACCUCAUUUUUAACAUGCGGAAAAGAUCUUGCUUGUGA
This is a messenger RNA of Macadamia integrifolia, 936 nucleotides long. Its product is annotated as putative disease resistance RPP13-like protein 1. The record is from RefSeq and is a predicted model, not a curated record. Gene Ontology annotation, molecular function: ADP binding. Gene Ontology annotation, biological process: defense response to other organism. NCBI's taxonomy places the organism in Eukaryota, Viridiplantae, Streptophyta, Magnoliopsida, Proteales, Proteaceae. The transcript has a single exon. Bases 1 to 936 code for a protein of 311 amino acids.